Molecule: messenger RNA, 2237 nt
Organism: Diospyros lotus (date-plum)
Lineage: Eukaryota; Viridiplantae; Streptophyta; Magnoliopsida; Ericales; Ebenaceae
Product: 3-epi-6-deoxocathasterone 23-monooxygenase CYP90D1-like
Exons: 8
Coding region: 252-1706 (484 amino acids)
Biological process (GO): brassinosteroid homeostasis; brassinosteroid biosynthetic process; sterol metabolic process
Molecular function (GO): oxidoreductase activity, acting on paired donors, with incorporation or reduction of molecular oxygen, NAD(P)H as one donor, and incorporation of one atom of oxygen; heme binding; iron ion binding
Source: RefSeq, a predicted model, not a curated record
UAAAUUAGCACAGAUAUCAGAGAAAGACCAAUCCUUUUCCACACGCGUGCGCGCACACAUGUGCACAUUCAAUCCUCCAUCAUCAAUUCAUCAUCUUCUUCUUCUUCUUCUUCUUCUCGUCCUCCUUCUAUUCCCACGAUUUCCAAGAUUGAGCUGAGCCUCCAUAGUUAACACACAACACCCACCCAAUAGACGUACAAUCCUCAGUACUGCUGCUGCUGCUACUACUACUACUACUACUUUACUGCAAAAUGGACAGCUUCUCCUGGCUUCUCUUCGCCGCAACUUCUUCGUUCUUCUUCUUCUUCUUCGCCGCCAUGAUUCUCUGCAAGAGCCGAACAUCAUCGUCAUCAAGAACCAAUAUUACUACUUGCAGAGCUUCUGAGCUUCCUCCGGGCUCUCUCGGCUGGCCUGUUCUCGGCGAAACCAUCGAGUUCGUCUCCUCAGCUUACUCCGACCGCCCCGAGAUCUUCAUGGACAAGCGUCGUCUCAGGUAUGGAAAGGUGUUCAAGUCCCAUUUGUUCGGGAGCCGGACGAUAGUUUCGACGGAUGCGGAGGUGAGCAGGUUCGUUCUGCAGAGCGACGGGAAAGCUUUCGUGCCGUCGUACCCGAAAUCGUUGACGGAGCUGAUGGGGAAGAAGUCGAUUUUGCUCAUCAAUGGCGGCUUGCAGAGGAGAGUUCAUGGCCUCAUUGGGGCCUUCUUCAAGUCCCCUGAUCUCAAAGCUCAGAUCACCACUGACAUGCAGAGCUACGUCCGUCAAUCCAUGGCAACUUGGAGGGAGGAUCAGCCCGUCUACAUCCAAGAUCAAGCCAAAACUAUUGCUUUCCAAGUACUGGUGAAGGCCUUGAUAAGCGUGGAUCCAGGUGAUCAACUGGAGUUUCUAAAGACACAGUUCCAGGAAUUCAUCUCUGGCCUCAUGUCUUUGCCCAUUAAAGUUCCUGGCACUAGACUCCACAGAUCUUUACAGGCAAAGAAGAAAAUGGUGGAGUUCAUACAAGAGAUUAUCCAAGCAAAGAGGGGAAGUGGAGUCCCAGAAGUGGCAAGAGAUGUGGCAGAUGUUUUGCUGAGUGACACAAGUGAGCAGCUAACAGAUGAUUUAGUAUCAGAUAACAUGAUAGAUUUAAUGAUUCCUGGGGAGGACUCAGUCCCAGUUCUCAUGACUCUUGCUGUCAAAUACCUUUCAGAUUGCCCCACUGCUCUCCACCAACUAACAGAGGAGAACCUUAAACUCAAGAGGUUGAAAGACCAGUCUGGAGAGGCAUUGUGUUGGAGUGAUUACUUCUCUCUCUCAUUCACCCAGGCAGUGAUCACAGAGACCCUAAGGCUGGGGAACAUAAUUGUGGGGGUGAUGAGAAAGGCCAUGAAAGAUGUGGAGAUAAAGGGGUAUUUGAUCCCAAAAGGGUGGUGUGUUUUCACUUACUUUAGAUCAGUUCAUCUGGAUGAAAAUCUCUUUGAUUGGCCUCACCAGUUCAAUCCAUGGAGGUGGCAAGACGCAGAAAUUAGUAGCUGUAGCUUCACUCCAUUUGGUGGGGGACAACGGCUGUGCCCUGGCUUUGACUUGGCCAGGCUGGAAGCUUCAAUCUUCAUCCACCAUUUUGUUACUCAAUUCAGGUGGGCUGCUGAGGCUGAUUCAAUUGUCAACUUUCCCACUGUAAGAAUGAAGAAAAGAAUGCCAGUUUGGGUCAAAAGGAGAAGAGAGUCUUGACAAGCUUUUGCCACAAGGCGACAGUUGAAGGGGACAUUGCCCACAAAACUACAGAUCAUAGAAGACAAAUCUGCAAGAAAAGGAAGAAAGAGAUAGAGAGAUAGAGAGAGAGAGAGAGAGAGAGAGAGAGAGAGAUUAACUUACAGAGAAAAGCUUGGUUCCAUCAUCACAGCCUUCCACAUUGCCCCACUUUAUUAGGUAUUAUUAAUUGCACAUAUACACACACACAAUAUAUAUAUAUAUAUAUUCUGCAGGACCCACAAUUUUUUUUCCUCCAAUUUUCAUUAGUUCUUUUAACUCCCACCAAGUGUUUGUAGAAAUGCCACAAAAGGGCCAGUAGGGCUGGGGCUUAUUCUGUUAGGUAAGGUGUAUAGAUUAUUGAUGAUGGGAAUGAGUCCCUCGCAUUAUUAGUUAUGAGCAGCCUUUUGAUCUGCCACUUGCUAAUCUAAUUGCUUGUGUGGCAUAUUCAAUUAAGCUUGCCUAUUACAUUCCUUCAAAAUUUCUAGUGAUUUAGGUGGAUUAGUAGUUUCU